AUGGCAUCUCUCCGAACUCAGUCUGCAGCCAAGCUGCUGCGGACGACGACCGUCUCACGAUCGACCGUUACUUCCUUCACCCAGCGACGCUUCAAGGCCGACGAUGCCUCUAAAGCCCUCACGGAGAGUGGCCCCGUAGCUACUGCUACCAAGACUCCCGCCGAGAGAGCUCCCAACUCCCCGGAUUGGAGCGCACACAUUGACAAGGCCACCUCCACAUACACUCCGGUCCCCAAGCGUGUCUUGGAUGGAAGCGAGGACAGUGAGGUCCUCCCAGCCGCAGUCCUGUCUGGCGCCCCCGUCGAACUGCAAGCACGAACUGUUCGCAUCUACCAGCCCGCCAAGCCUGCCACCCAGUCCGGUAACUGGGGCUCGCACCACUGGCGCAUGGAUUGGGAUGUCCUUUCCAAGGGACACCGAUGGGAGAACCCUCUGAUGGGCUGGCAGUCGUCGGGUGAUUUCAUGCAGGGAACGCACCUGAACUUCAAGUCCAAGGAGGACGCCAUCACCUUUGCCGAGAAGCAGGGCUACGAGUACUUCGUCCAGGAGCCCAACAAGAGAUCAUUCACACCCAAGGCCUACGCCAACAACUUCUUGUACUCGCCUGGCAAGCUCAAGCUCGUCAGAGCGAAAUAG
This is a messenger RNA of Pestalotiopsis fici W106-1, 636 nucleotides long. Its product is annotated as NADH-ubiquinone oxidoreductase subunitA. The coding region runs from base 1 to 636 and encodes 211 amino acids. The transcript has 3 exons. Gene Ontology annotation, biological process: electron transport chain. The record is from RefSeq and is a predicted model, not a curated record. NCBI's taxonomy places the organism in Eukaryota, Fungi, Ascomycota, Sordariomycetes, Amphisphaeriales, Sporocadaceae.